AUGGCGGCGAGUCAGGGAGGCGGUGGGAACAGUGGGGGCGGCGGCUGCGGUGGAGGUGGAAGUGGCAGUGGCGGUGGAGCGGCUGGAGGAGGAGGAGGUGGUGGUGGAGGAGGAGGUGGCGGGGCCGGGGCGGGAGGAGGUGGUGGCUGUGGCGGGACCGUGGCGGUGCCCAUCCCGGUACCGACUCUUUUCGGUCAGCCUUUCCCCAAUGGGCCCCAGUGGCACCCGGGGAGCUUGCAGCCUCAGCACACGGUGAGGAGCCUGGACCGGGCCCUGGAGGAGGCGGGGAACUCUGGCAUCCUGAGCCUCAGUGGCAGGAAACUCAGAGACUUCCCAGGCAGCGGCUACGACCUGACGGACACCACCCAAGCAGAUCUUUCCAGAAAUCGCUUUACAGAAAUUCCUUCAGAUGUGUGGUUAUUUGCACCACUUGAAACAUUAAACCUAUAUCAUAAUUGUAUCAAAACCAUUCCUGAAGCCAUUAAGAAUUUGCAGAUGUUAACAUACCUUAACAUUAGUCGAAAUCUUUUAUCAACAUUGCCAAAAUACUUAUUUGACCUACCACUUAAAGUUUUGGUCGUCAGCAAUAAUAAGCUGGUAUCCAUUCCAGAAGAAAUUGGAAAGUUAAAAGAUUUGAUGGAGCUGGAUAUUAGCUGCAAUGAAAUUCAGGUCCUUCCCCAACAAAUGGGAAAAUUACAUUCACUUAAAGAGCUAAAUAUAAGAAGAAAUAAUCUCCAUGUUUUGCCAGAUGAAUUAGGAGAUCUUCCCUUAGUCAAGUUGGAUUUCUCCUGUAAUAAAGUGACUGAAAUUCCUGUUUGCUAUAGGAAGCUGCACCAUUUACAAGUAAUAAUUUUGGAUAACAAUCCAUUGCAAGUACCGCCAGCACAGAUAUGCUUAAAGGGUAAAGUACAUAUAUUUAAGUACUUAAAUAUACAAGCAUGUUGUAGAAUGGAUAAGAAACCAGAUUCCCUGGAUCUUCCAUCACUGAGUAAAAGAAUGCCUUCUCAGCCCCUCACAGACAGUAUGGAAGAUUUUUAUCCAAAUAAAAAUCAUGGCCCUGACUCUGGAAUUGGAAGUGAUAAUGGAGAGAAGCGAUUGUCUACAACUGAACCAUCGGAUGAUGAUACAAUCAGUCUUCACUCUCAAGUCUCAGAAUCGAAUAGAGAGCAAACGUCAAGAAAUGAGAGUCAUCUAAUAGGAAGCAAGCCUGAUUCGCAGAAAGACCAGGAAGUAUAUGAUUUUAUUGAUCCCAACACAGAAGAUGUAGCAGUUCCUGAACAAGGAGAUACACAUAUUGGAUCAUUUGUCUCUUUCCUUAAGGGGAAAGAAAAAUGUUCUGAAAAAUCUCAGAAAAUUGAAGAACUGGGAAAUGAAAAAAAACUUGACAAAGAACAGUUACUUCCAGAGGAAGAUGAUGAUGAUUUGAAAGAAGUAACUGAUUUGAGGAAGAUAGCUGCUCAGUUAUUGAAGCAAGAACAGAAGAACAGAUGGAGGCCUUUAAGUUAUAGAACAUCAUUCAGUGACAAACUCUUCCAGAGGACCAGAGCAGCAGGACGGAAAUCAAGGAUUCUUAAUCACUCAACUUCUGUCAUGAGAAAUAAGCUGAAACAAACUGUGGAAUGUGAAAAGAGUGUCUCAGCAGAUGAAGGGAAUUCACCAUUAUCACCCCUCGCAUGGCAGCCAUUAGAAAAUCAGAAGGAUCAAAUAGUUGAACAACAGUGGCCAGAAUCUCAGCCUAUAAUCUGGCAAAAUGAAGAAAGGAGACGGAGUAAGCAGAUCAGAAAAGAAUAUUUCAAGUACAAAUCAGCGAGGAAGAAUUCAAGUGGCAAUGAAAAUGAGGAGGAAUAUGACAGGACUGAUGGUUUUUCACAUGGUCCCUUUGGCUUGAAGCCUAGAUCAGCCUUUAGUCGUGCAUCUCGGCAAGAAUAUGGGGCAGCAGAUCCAGGGUUUACAAUGAGAAGAAAGAUGGAGCAUUUACGGGAAGAGCGUGAACAGAUACGGCAGCUUCGCAAUAAUCUUGAGUCCAGAUUAAAAGUAAUUCUGCCUGAUGACAUAGGAGCUGCACUGAUGGAUGGGGUUGUUCUUUGCCACUUGGCCAAUCACAUAAGACCACGCUCUGUAGCUAGUAUUCAUGUACCAUCACCAGCAGUGCCCAAGCUGAGCAUGGCAAAAUGUCGAAGAAAUGUAGAAAAUUUUCUUGAUGCUUGCAAAAAGUUGGGUGUUUCCCAGGAGAGACUCUGCUUGCCUCACCAUAUUUUGGAAGAACGAGGGCUUGUGAAAGUUGGUGUUACGGUUCAGGCACUCCUUGAAUUGCCUACUACCAAGGCAUCUCAGCUUUCUAUGGCUUGA
Molecule: messenger RNA, 2349 nt
Organism: Arvicola amphibius (Eurasian water vole)
Lineage: Eukaryota; Metazoa; Chordata; Mammalia; Rodentia; Cricetidae
Gene: Lrch2
Product: leucine rich repeats and calponin homology domain containing 2
Exons: 21
Coding region: 1-2349 (782 amino acids)
Molecular function (GO): protein binding
Source: RefSeq, a predicted model, not a curated record